AUGCCUUCGCCAUCCGCCCACGCCUCGCCCUUUAUCGCCCCGCGGCCCUUCCACCCUCACGUCACCGAGUUUCCCCUGACACAAGACACAGCUAUACCCUUACCGUCGUCGUCCUUCGCGGGAGGCAGCAACAGCAGCACCGGUAGCAGAAAUAUUGAUGCCGAUGGCUACACCACUCCCAAUUCUGUCUCAACUCCAGCCUUGCCGCCAUCUAUAAUAUCUCCCGCCCUAUCCCCUACCUCUACUCUGACCUCCACUCCGGAUGUCACCAGCGCCAGCCCCGGUAGCAGCAAUGCGUACCCUGCCAUUAUAACUCCACGGGCCGACCUAGAGGACCAACACACACUCUCUAAACCUCCCAGACUACUCCAACAUCUUCCAAAGGUUGAAUGCAUUGUGCGUGCCCGCAUACCCACAACCUCCGGCGCGGAGAUGUUUCUACAUCUGUACCAGAACGAUGCCGAUAAUAAAGAACAUCUUGCUAUUGUGUUCGGCAACUCAAUUCGCAGCCGGAGCCUGGAUAGAGUCCGAGAAGGUGAGACGGAGAUGGAUCGCAUGAUCAGGGGUGCAUACGUGGGUAGACUGCGGCCAGGACGCCAGAGCAGUCGGUAUGACGAGGCUAUUCCGGCAAAUGAUACCCAGUCUCCGAAGAACACCUCCGUGCAGGGCCCCUCACAAGCUCCGCUGGUCAGAAUACAUUCAGAAUGCUACACGGGUGAAACAGCAUGGUCUGCUCGGUGUGAUUGUGGCGAGCAGCUAGAUGAAGCUGCUCGCCUCAUGUCCGAACCCGCUACACCUGAAUCCAGUGAAGAUACAGACGUCUCAGGACCCGGUGGUGUGAUCGUCUACCUGCGUCAGGAAGGUCGUGGGAUUGGCCUCGGUGAGAAGCUCAAGGCAUACAAUCUGCAAGACCUCGGUUCAGAUACCGUCGAAGCCAACCUACUCCUUCGCCACCCCGCAGAUGCGCGCAGCUAUGGCCUAGCAACCGCAAUCCUAGUUGAUUUGGGAUUAGGACAGGACUCGUCCAAUGGCGGCAUACGACUAUUGACGAAUAACCCUGAUAAAGUGGCUGCUAUUGAGGGGCCGAAUAGGGAGGUUGUCGUUCGAGAGAGGGUGCCAAUGGUACCGCUUGCGUGGAAAACAGGCGGUGCCAGGGGUAUCAAAAGUGUUGAGAUCGAGGGAUAUCUUCGAACCAAGGUCCGUCAAAAUUUCUCGACUAAUUCCAGCCUCCUGUAUCUCAAUGCGCUACUAACAUAA
Molecule: messenger RNA, 1257 nt
Organism: Trichophyton benhamiae CBS 112371
Lineage: Eukaryota; Fungi; Ascomycota; Eurotiomycetes; Onygenales; Arthrodermataceae
Exons: 1
Coding region: 1-1257 (418 amino acids)
Biological process (GO): riboflavin biosynthetic process
Molecular function (GO): GTP cyclohydrolase II activity
Source: RefSeq, a predicted model, not a curated record